CCACCCUCCGGUCAGACUGUCGGUGAUGAAACCCUCUGCAGGCGACAAUCCACGGAUCCACAGCUGAUUCUCCCCCCCCAAACUGCAUCUCCACAAAGAAGAUGAGGAUGUUCAGGCUCCUUUCGGGGAAAGUGCAACGAGAAAUUGCAAACAAAGUCUAAAAAAAAAAGGCGGAAAAACACUUCCGUCUGGAUACUUGCUGGAUUUCAAACCAUCUACAGCCUGUUAGAAUCUCCUGGUGCGGCCGCGUGUGUGCCUGAGUGGGACCUGAUGGGUGUCGGGGGGCUAUGGUGACACGAUGUGCACAGGCUGGUGUGAGGAGAGAUGGACCAGCGCCAGUGGAGGAAGACGCAGGGAUAAACGAGUGGAUCUUCACCCAUGGCUGUGCAUCACAAUCUUGUUCUCUGCCCUGUGGGGCCGGGUGUCGCCCCAGUGCCCGGACAGCUGCCACUGUGCCUGGGACACGGCCACGGUGCAGUGCUCGGACGCCGGGCUGCGGGAGAUCCCGGAGGGGAUCCCACCGGAAACCGUCUCCCUCCACCUGGAACGCAACUCCAUCCGGAACCUCCCGGAGAGGGCCUUCAGCGAGCUGGUCCACCUGCGGGACCUGUACCUGUCCCACAACCGCAUCGACUCGCUGGCCUCGGGGGCCUUGCGGCAUCUGGGCCCCGAGCUGCGACUGCUGGACCUCUCACACAACCUGCUGAGACAGGCCAACAGGGAGGAGUUUGGCUCCACCAGGGCAAAGACGCGCCUCUACCACAACCCCUGGCACUGCGACUGCGCCCUCCAGGAGCUGAUGGAGACUCUGAACCUUGAGCCCGAGACGGUGAACGGGAUCGUCUGUGAGAGCUCCGUGCGGGGGGUGGGCGAGGGCAGCAGGUGGGAGGACCCGGGGUCGCAGGGCGAGCAUGCGGGCCAGCCGCUCGUCAAGCUGCUGGACUCUGGGGUGAACUUCUGCAGCCUGCAGAGGAAAACCACCGACGUGGCCAUGCUGGUGACCAUGUUUGUGUGGUUCUUCAUGGUCAUCGUGUACGUGGUGUACUAUGUGAGGCAGAACCAAGCCGAGGCCCGCAGGCAUCUGGAGUACCUGAAGAGUUUACCCAGUCCUGGCAAGUCCCCCACUGAGACAGACACUCUCAGCACUGGUUUCUGAACUUCUCCCCUGCUGUUAUUUAAAUGGAAUACUCAAUAAUGGAGGACACUACAUACGAAGAUAACCUUUUACAGCUGUGUUGGCAAAAUGUCUUUCUAUUUAUUACUACUAAUUUCCCCCCAUGUUUUUCUUAAUAGUGAUUUUCCUACUGCAGUUUUCUGCGUUUAAUGAACAAGAAUUAGUGUGUCCUGGUUUAUUAAUUUCCCCAUCUGCGCUGAGAGAGAAGAUAUGGAGGAAACAGCCGGAGAUUAAAACUUGGAAUAAGAAAGGUGUCAAAAAAAGGAAAGUCUUAAAAUCUUAUUACCCUGUCUGUCCCUCUCACUCUCCGUCUUUCCUCCCCUCCUUGUCCCACCAGUCUGUGGCCUUCUAUCUUUCAUUAAGCUCUAAUUAGGAGUCUUUGACCGACUGACCCUUAAUGAACACUAGAAAGCCACUAAUCAGGUGGAGUGUGUUUAUCAGGUCUAAAAUGGGAGCGUACACACUCAAGCGAGUGUCCUCACUAAUCGUUGUUUCAUUUGCAUGGGGGUUUGUGUAGUGUUUUUGUGCGUUGUUACAAAAAAAAAUCCCACCACACGACUACAACACCAGUUGUGUCCUAGCCAGUGGAAAACUUCCGACCUAGAUGAACUCUCAGGGAGCCAUUAUAGCCAGAGGUUGUGAACUUCAUUGUCUCUAAGCUGCAGGAAAUCACAUCUAAAGUAUCUGGACAGCUUAGUGUACUGAACGGCAUGGAGACAUUUCAAGCAGAAAUGGAUCGUGGGUAUGAAAUAGAUUAGUAUGGCCAUUUAUCCUGAGAGAACCUCUGCGUUCAGCUUUAAUUAAUCUCUCGAGUCCGGUUUCCUCUCUGCACUGAUUGCUGUGUACAAACUGUUCCACCUCCCAUUUUUCCAUACAGGCUGUAGCUGAUUUAUUCCUGUUGAAACCAGCACUCUGUUUUCCCAGUUAGCACAUUUACUGCUUGUUGUAAUACAUUCCUGACGAGCAGGGUUGUGCUGCAGUUUCACUGCAUAUCCAGCUCCGAGUUAAACGGAAAACAAAACCUGACAGGAUUAACAGCCACCUUUUUUAAUUUCGCUUGAGUUCCUCCAAAUCAUAUUUACUGCUGAGCUGCCUCUGGAGCAUUAUACUCUCUAAAGGGGAGGGUGGGGGUGUUGUGGCGCAUGAGUAUUUGUCAUUCGACACAAAUAGAAACAGCGACUGGCUUCACCUCAAAAAUGUUGUCAGCAGCAUUUAAUAUGUCGGCCUAUAAGGAGAGUGGUCUUCCACAUUUCCAAAGUUCACAUGGAUUAUUUGGACGAUAUAAGCGAAAGGCAAUCACUCUUGAUGGGUUGAUUUGGUCUGUAACAGAUUAUGAGGGUUCAGAAAUAUCCAUUGAUUUUUUUUUAAGUUCCCACAAGGAACUUGUCAACGAACUUCUGUUUCCUCUCCCUCCGUCUAAACAUAAGCAUUCCCCGCCCAACUGUUGUAAAUCAUUCUUUCACUUUGUGGGUCCUCUGUCCCGACCAGAGAGACAGUGAGUAUAGUCUAUGGAAAAAGCCAGUUUUCACCCCGAUUGUAUCAUUUGCUUUUGCAGGUCAUAAGGCAGCAAUAUUAAAAUAAGCAACCAGUUAAAAAUGCCUUGUAGUGGUGAAUUGACAAGUAAAGUAAUUAAAGAAGGCUAAUGGUCAGGGAAUGUUUAUAAAGAUGGAUGACUCGUCUCCUCUUCCUCCCACUAUCGAGCAAUGAAGCCAAAAUAUCCACAAUACGAACGCUGCCUUCUUGCAUUUGUUCCACCAAUCGAGACUCAGUCUAAGCUGUCAAUCAUGAUGUUUCAGGCUGUUUUUAUCGCAUCAAAUAUCUCAUCAAACUUACAGGAAAGAUUGACAUAUCAGUGUGAUAAGAACUAGCCAGAAUGACAGAAUCCAUCUAAAAAUGUUUUUGACGUGUACUUUUACUUUUUAAUUUGGUUUGUGUCCCAUCCACUAAAAUAAGGAGGUGGGGUGUUUAAGCAUUACUGCAGACAGCCAUGAGGUGGCGAUCAUGACUCUUUGGCUUCACUUUCAGGGAGCUGUCAUGUCGUCCAUCGUUACAGUCUAGGGUCAUGGUAUACAUUACACCUGCUAUCAAUAGCAUGUAAUCUAUAAACUCAUAUUCAUGUGUCUUCAAUCCCUGACGGAUUAAUGUGUACAGUAACUUCUAAGUGUUCAUGGAUAUGGUAAAGUACGACUGUGCCCCAUUUAAUCUGACGGUCAGGUUGAUUGGAGCAGAGGCAAAACCUAGAAUAGGUUGACUGUGUGUGUCCUGUGAUGUGCUCAAUGUGCUGUGUGUGUGUGUUUAAACCUUCAGAGAAAGACUGGUUCAAGUCGCUGUUGUUCAGGUUGAAACAUCCUGUGAAUUAUAGAACUAGACUGAUGUCUAUGGUGUUGUGAUGAAUGUGAGAACCCUCUCCGGUAUUAGACCAGAGGCUAAAAGAUGAGACCAUAAAAAGGUAGAUAUUUCUUCUGUGAAUUUAAAAACAAAAUGUAACUCCACGUCCCCCGGAUAUUUUCUGAGUGCUUCAUGUCGAUCAUUUACUGUGGGUGUUGCCAGAGUUCGGUUUCACCCAAUGUAUUAUUUGAAACACAAGAACCACAAUAACCAAGCUUAACCUGUUGUGUGUCGAUUUUUCUGUAGGUAUUUAUUUUUAUUGUUGAUGUAUUUUUCUAUUUUGGUAUUUUUGUUUUCUCUCCUGUCUCUAUGCCAACAAUUGUUCAAACAAGGAUAAAGUCAUGGAUCGGUAACCA
This is a messenger RNA of Platichthys flesus (European flounder), 3918 nucleotides long. Its product is annotated as leucine-rich repeat-containing protein 3-like. Bases 299 to 1156 code for a protein of 285 amino acids. NCBI's taxonomy places the organism in Eukaryota, Metazoa, Chordata, Actinopteri, Pleuronectiformes, Pleuronectidae. The transcript is spliced from 2 exons. Gene Ontology annotation, cellular component: extracellular matrix. Gene Ontology annotation, molecular function: protein binding. The record is from RefSeq and is a predicted model, not a curated record.